CAACAUGGUACAUCAACUAGUGCAGCAGGAGGGAAAAAUAAGGCACAUGAUGAUCAUGGAGAUCUCCUUCUCGUUCUUGCGCGGUUCUCCGAACGUUUAGCCUGGCUCCGCGAGCACGAAAUCAGUAAAAGUUGUCCUAUUUUAGUGGUGAAUCGGGGUUUUGAGGAACAGCACUUAAAAUCCCUAGUCGAGGACUUGCUUGUCAUUCCGCACGACGAGGUGGAUGAAGCUGAAGUACAACAACACCAAGACCUUCCUCAUUCUUCAACAUCAUCUUCGCAGCUACUUAUGGAAACUUCAGUGGACACUAGGAGCACAAGAAUCGCUUCCGCACGCAUGCAACAGAAAGCAUUACUGGAGGGUUUGCGACAAGACUCGCAAGAGCUGACUUCAAUGAGGCUGCAGAUGCAAGAGCAAGCUUCUAGUGAAGAAGGACGUGCAGGAGAAGAUAUGUUGUUGAACAGUAUGAAUGUCGUUAGUGGAAAGAAGAUCUUCCGCAUACAAGGUCCACACCUUACUAGCGCAAGGAGGAAAACUAGUAGGAGUGCCAUCAAAUGCAAAGGUAACAACAAGAAGAAGAACGCGAGAAAAGUGGAACCACCUGGAGCAACAACGGUAGUAGGAGAGCUUGGAGAGCUUAAAAGACGAGGUCAUUAUGAUAAAAUUGCUAGUUGCACAAGCUCUAAACAUUAGCAGUACAAUGUUGUAAUAUGUAAGUAGUUGAUGUCCACCUAAUUCCUAAAAUCACAUCAGGACUUGCAGUUGCAUGUUGAAAUUCAUUGAAAAACAAGAAAACAAAUCACAGGAACCAAGUAGGAUGUAAUAUUCUCUCACUCAGAGUGAAUCUGAAUCUUGUUACUACAACAACGCUUACUAAGAGUAAGAUCUAUCAUGCACAUGCUCCUCUGCUCUAAUAUGUUCCUGUCUUCGUGAGCAACCUGGCGUACAACCGUGGUCGCGAGGUUGCGGUGUAUCUCAGCUUCAUCUCGCAGAAUUACGAGACGCUACCAAAGUAUCUGGCACUCUUGCAGGCUGAGCCUGCCUAUACUUCGUCUGGUGGAACCUACGCUAAAGUCGCUGAUGACCUUCGACGGCUUCAGGGUCUUGCGGCAGCUGCAACUGAUCAGCCUCAAUCCCGACCUGAUCUAGUAGCUGGUAAUAACACACCUCAACAAGCGGGUGCACAACCACAUCAAGCACGACACUCCAAUAUUGACAACAAGAAAGACCAGCCAGUAAAUAAUCAUUGGAAGGAUACAGAUUAAGGCUACCGCUCAAGCAUCCUUAGCAUCAUCUACUUUGGCACCUUUUUUACUUGGAAAAGAAGCAUCCUCUUCAGCAUCAUCUACUUUGGCACCGUGCUUUUUACUUAUGGAAAUCAUCUUUGGCACCUUGCUUUUUACUUAUGGAAAAGGAGCUGCCAAGGAUACUAUGCCUCUCAACAGAAAAGGAGCCAGCGCGGUAGCUCUAAAUAGAAAAGGAGCUGAACGAGGAUGGGUUUUCGUACUUCAGUGGCGACUACGUCGGAAGAAACCGUGCGGCUGACUGGCGAUACAACGAGACCGACAAGUCAGAUUCGGGUGGAGGCUUCCAACUCUGUAUGUCUUGGGAUGACGUUUUUUCAUGUCAGAUUCGGGCGGAAGCUUCCAACUCUGUGUCUCUUGGGCUCAUGGAGAAGGAAGAUUACCAUCUUCUCAUGCUAAUUACGUGAUUACUAUCUGCGGCGGCCGUAGUAGAUGAAAUGUAGUUGUCUAGAUCAUUGUCAUGAUCAUUGAUCUCAAUCUUGUUCUUCUUCUAGACAUAGUCUACACCGUCUCAUACUAUAUUUAGUGUUGCUUCUAGUAAGUAUGUUCUCUCUUCCUGCAACAAAUUUUCGACUGCAUAAUACUGAUUCUCUUUCAUCUCACGGAAUGGUUGGAUGUCGUUUCUGAACUUUGCAGCCUCCGCAACCUCUAGUACUCGUACGACCAGAGCAGGAAGCCAGACGAUGGAAGCAGACAUGGGUUUUCUU
Amoebophrya sp. A25 is the source of this 2011-nucleotide messenger RNA. The record is from the annotation of a GenBank genome assembly. NCBI's taxonomy places the organism in Eukaryota, Dinophyceae, Syndiniales, Amoebophryaceae.